Molecule: messenger RNA, 396 nt
Organism: Pseudomassariella vexata
Lineage: Eukaryota; Fungi; Ascomycota; Sordariomycetes; Amphisphaeriales; Pseudomassariaceae
Product: profilin
Exons: 5
Coding region: 1-396 (131 amino acids)
Cellular component (GO): cell cortex
Molecular function (GO): actin monomer binding
Source: RefSeq, a predicted model, not a curated record
AUGUCGUGGCAAGCUUAUGUUGACUCCAGCCUUAUCGGCAGCGGUCACCUUGACCAGGGUGCUAUCAUCAGUGCCGCUGGUGACAGUGUCUGGGCCACGUCUGCUGGAUUCACGGUUCAACCGGACGAGAUGAAGAACCUCGUUGCCAUCCUCGCCACCACUAAGGAUGCCGUCGAUAAGGCCCACGCCGAGGGUGUUCACGUUGCAGGCCAACGAUACGUCGUCACGAGAAUCGAGGACCGGAGCAUCUAUGGCCGAUUCGGCAAGACUGGCAUUGUCGUGGUCAAGACAAAGCAGGCUGUCCUCGUUGCUCACUACGGUGAGAACGUCCAACCCGGAAACGCAGUGCAGACCGUGGAGGCACUGGCCGACUACCUCAUCAAGGUUGGCUAUUAG